Molecule: messenger RNA, 1939 nt
Organism: Hevea brasiliensis (rubber tree)
Lineage: Eukaryota; Viridiplantae; Streptophyta; Magnoliopsida; Malpighiales; Euphorbiaceae
Product: embryogenesis-associated protein EMB8
Exons: 14
Coding region: 88-1809 (573 amino acids)
Molecular function (GO): monoacylglycerol lipase activity; short-chain carboxylesterase activity
Source: RefSeq, a predicted model, not a curated record
ACCACAACCACAUCUGUCACUAUUCUGUGGCCAUUCUCUCCUAGAAACUCCCUCCUUCUGCGCCAAAUUUCAAAUUCGCUUUCUCCAAUGGACGAUUUCACAGUACCAUCGCUAGACUCAUCGCCGGUCUCUCCUUAUGAGCUUAUCUUCAAAGCUCUAUCUCUUAUUCCCAUCUCUCACUUUCUCUUAGGCCUCCUAUUGAUACUUCUCCUUUUCCUCUACAAUUUCCUCGAGAUUCAUUUCCUUCAAGAUCUGGUUACUGGAUUUAGAGGCGAUCCUGUGUUACUCACUUGCAGUUCCUCCUCUGAGCUCUACCAGUCCGUCGCUUCCAAGUGUCGGAUUCUUCACGGAAGGUUUUCUCCUACACCAUGGUUAUCUAGUCCUCAUCUCCAAACAGCUUUCUUGAGUCUUUUUGGGAAUUCUCCUAAUUUUUCCUAUAGAAGGCAUAUAUUCCAUGCUAAUGAUGGAGGAACAAUUGCUUUGGAUUGGCUAAUGUCCACUGAUGUUGAACAAGGUGUCUGCUGCAAUAAUGAUGCUGUUCUACGGGAUGAUAAAGCUCCAAUUGUAAUAGUGAUUCCUGGCUUAACUAGUGACUCUGCCUCUGCUUAUAUCAAGCAUCUUGCUCUCACGAUGGCAAGGCAGGGUUGGAAUGUUGUUGUAUGCAAUCAUCGGGGAUUGGGAGGCAUGUCAAUAACUUCUGAUUGCUUCUAUAAUGCUGGGUGGACAGAGGACGUUCGGAGUAUCAUUGAUCAUAUUCACCGUGAAUAUCCAGAAGCUCCUCUAUAUGCGGUUGGCACUAGCAUUGGUGCCAAUAUUCUGGUAAAAUAUCUUGGAGAACAAGGGGUUACUAUUCCUCUUACUGGUGCUGCUGCUGUCUGCUCUCCUUGGGACCUUUUGAUAUGUGACAGGUUCAUCAACCGCAGGCUUGUGCAGAAGUUCUAUAAUAAAGUGCUAGCUAUUGGCCUACAAGGUUAUGCGCAAUUGCAUCAUUCUAUCUUGUCUCGUCUAAUAGAAUGGGACAGUGUCAAGCUGUCACGUUCAGUUAGAGACUUCGACAAGCAUGCUACCCGAGUUCUUGCGAAGUUUGAGACUGUGGAUACCUACUACAGGCGUUCUAGUUGUGUAAAUUUGGUGGGAAAUGUGUCACUGCCUCUUCUUUGUGUGAGUGCUCUUGAUGAUCCAGUUUGUACAAGGGAAGCCAUCCCAUGGGAUGAAUGUAGGGCAAAUGAGAACAUUAUCCUUGCUACCACACGGCAUGGAGGACACCUAGCUUAUUAUGAGGGGAUCACUGCAAAUAACUUGUGGUGGGUGAGGGCUGUUGAUGAAUUCUUUCAUGCCCUGCAAUCUAGCCCAUUGAGAAACAGAAGAAAGAAGAUGGAAGAAUCGAACAUGACUUCUGUGCUGGAAUCCUCGAUUGAUCAGGGGCCCUAUGUGAAUGUUAGGGAAGACGGAAUGGUGACUGCAAUAGGCAACACCAAAGAUAAUGUUGCAGAAGAUACACCCAACGAACAUGGGGAUCAUGUUAAGAGGGAUGAAGAAAACAUUUCUGAAAGAGAAAGGAGAGAUAACAUGACAGAGGAAACACAUUCCAAAACUGAUCUCAAGCAGCGAUUAGAUCAAAAUCUCAAUGAUCUGAUAGUUCCUAUAAGAAGACACAUGGGUCAGCUCUCACGAAGGAGUAGGAUUUCAAUCUGGCUACUCGCAUACAUUGCAGUUGUAACAACCUGGCCGCUGGUGGGUUCAGCUCUUCUUUUGUUCAUCAACAGAAAGUUCAAAAACAUCAUUCCGGGGUCAUUGCUUAGAAGAUAGCAUACGUCGAACUAUAAAAAUUAUUGUCAUUCUUGCUGGGUAUCCUGACCAUGAUGCAUUGGUCUAAAUAAUGAUAAGAUUUACCGUCUUCAUAAGCAGAAUAAAGUUGCUAAUUAUAUGUCAUCAGAAA